GGCAGUUAAUUCACAUUCCCCUACCGAGUUUAUAGAACCACACAUUUUCCAACCCGACACAUUUGUGGAGUAUACCACAAUUAUUAAAUUUAAAUUUAAGUGUUAGUCAUUAAUAUACGACAAUGUUUAUCCGAGGCGAUGCACCACGCUCCGGUCGUGGAAAGAUACCGCAGAUCCCCAGCUCCAUGACUCCCUAUGUGGCGGCCAUCAAGCGGGGUCCCUACACGAUGACCAAUCCGGUUUACAAUAGUCACAAUCCUAAUCUGGUGGGAUUGGAUGGUCAGGUGGAGGAGCCCGCCCCCCGGCACACCUUCAACGUCAAAAAGGAGACGCUGCAGAACAACUAUCGCCACCACCAGCGAUUGAUACCCGUGCCCAUGGCCCGGAUGCCCAAGAUCCGGUCCCACAUAGUGAUGAACGAGCAGCGGGAACUGUACCGCCAGCACCGUGACCGGAUGUCGAAUAUCAAGGGCAAGGUCAACACCUGCUUGCCGCCGCCGAAGAUCAAGAUCGAGGGCAAUGGCAUGGAGCUUUCCUACAUGGAGAUGCUGACCGCUCUCUACAAGAAGAGCAACAACAACCUUAGGACGUUCACCAAGUCGCCGGAACGCCUGGCCGCCGGAAGAUGGCGCAACGUCUGCCUGGCCCGGGAAAAGGAACGCCGCCAACUGGAGGCCAACAAGCAGUUCCAUAAGGGUGGCCAGCUGUUCGAUCCCCAGGCCGGGAAAUCGCUACGCUACAAGCCGAACAGCGGGCCAUUCAGCUACGAAAUUCCGCUCCAUGUGCUACAUCGCUACGAGAGCCUGAUCGAUAAGUGCGAUGUGGGCAACCUUUGCAAGCUGCUCCGUCCCCAGAUAUAUCUGGACCUCGAGGUGCCGGAGAGUCGCCUCCAGGGACGCCUAUGCAUUCAGCUGUUCACCGAGGCCUGUCCGCAGGUGGUGCUUGAGUUCAUGAGGAUCUGCACCCAGCACCGGAAUCGUGCUAUCUGCUUCUCCCGGGCACUGGCCCCCAUUUGGCUAGAGGGUCAGAUAGCAAUGGACCCGGACAGGAACAUGGAUCUGAACAACAUCGAGCACGACUUCGAGGUGUUGAACCAUGGCGUGGACGCCGGCAUACUCUCCUUCCCCAGUCGAUAUGUGCGCGGCGCUCCCCGUUCUGCGAUCAACUUUACCAUCAGCUUCAAGCCACUCUCCAUUCUCAAUGGACGGAGGAUAGCCUUCGGGAAGGUGCGGAAGGGCCUGCAGAUACUCGACAAAAUUCAGGAGGCUAUCGGACACCUGCCCAUGAAGCACAACAUGAUUACACUGACCGACUGUGGCGUUCUAUGAACUAGUCCCAAAUUAAUUUUCUAAUCUAAUAUGUAACUAAAAUCAUUGAACACUAAUUUGGUUAGCUCAAGCGAAUCAUAAAAUAAAUUAUUUAAAGUCUAAAA
This is a messenger RNA of Drosophila bipectinata, 1432 nucleotides long. RefSeq lists its product as uncharacterized. NCBI's taxonomy places the organism in Eukaryota, Metazoa, Arthropoda, Insecta, Diptera, Drosophilidae. The record is from RefSeq and is a predicted model, not a curated record. Gene Ontology annotation, molecular function: peptidyl-prolyl cis-trans isomerase activity. Gene Ontology annotation, biological process: protein peptidyl-prolyl isomerization.